Cylindrotheca closterium is the source of this 435-nucleotide messenger RNA. The record is from the annotation of a GenBank genome assembly. Lineage: Eukaryota; Bacillariophyta; Bacillariophyceae; Bacillariales; Bacillariaceae.
AUGGUCCAAUCUUGCCCAUUCUUUGCACCCUUUUUGGGCAUUCCUGAUGAUUCUGGCGGUGCCAUCAAAUCAGUUUCCGAUGAUGAGGAAGACAAGGCCAUCCGAAAGGUCUCCAGCGCCCGAGCACCAUCUCCAAUGGACCUCCAAGAUGUUGUUGAGGAUAAACCUUUCCAGCAUUAUGCUGACAAAUUUGAAAGGUCUCCCAAGCACACCUAUUGCAACAAUCCAACCCUUGGCGACCUACUAUUGCAAGGAAAUUGCUAUCUCUUCCAUCAGCCUUCUGUCGAUUGGCAGAUGCCUCAAUUUGAUUUCCCUUUAUGGAUGUUCAAAUGUUGUCAUCAUUCCCACAGACAGCUAGGCACAACACCACUGAUCUGCAGCCUCACCAUGCCAAGAUACAAACUACUGGCUCUGACCCUCUUUGCUUCUCCUUAG